Molecule: messenger RNA, 4076 nt
Organism: Pseudoliparis swirei
Lineage: Eukaryota; Metazoa; Chordata; Actinopteri; Perciformes; Liparidae
Product: pre-B-cell leukemia transcription factor 1-like
Exons: 9
Coding region: 338-1657 (439 amino acids)
Biological process (GO): brain development; regulation of transcription by RNA polymerase II; animal organ morphogenesis
Cellular component (GO): nucleus
Molecular function (GO): RNA polymerase II cis-regulatory region sequence-specific DNA binding; DNA-binding transcription factor activity, RNA polymerase II-specific
Source: RefSeq, a predicted model, not a curated record
UCCUCCAGUGAAGGCAACAGCAGUUCAGAUCAGAUUUCACAUUCAGCUCCGACCAGCUGAGGGGAGAGACAGCCAAAAGAGAGCAGAGGAGGACUCGUGUCUCCGCUUUCCUCUCCGAUACCCCCGCCAGAAAAAGAAGAAGACGAAGAGAGAAGAGAGAGACAAAUUAAAAAUAAAGCCUGAGCGAGGAAACGACCGGGGCGAGCGGCGCAAAUAUUAAAAACACCACCGGGAUUUUUUUUUUUUCCUCCCUCUUUUUUUUCUUCUUAUAUGUAUUUUUGCAGGAUUUCAGCAGCGCCACAGAGAAUUAGAUAGAAGGAAGAGGAAGGAAGAAGAGAUGGACGAGCAGACGAGGUUGAUGCACUCUCACUCGGGGGUGGGAAUGGCAGGGCACCCCGGCCUGCCGCAGCACAUGCAGGAGGGCACCGGAGGAACGGACGGCGACGGGAGGAAGCAGGACAUUGGAGACAUUUUACAGCAAAUCAUGACCAUCACGGAUCAGAGUCUGGACGAAGCUCAAGCCAGGAAACACGCUCUCAACUGUCACAGAAUGAAGCCAGCUCUUUUCAAUGUCUUGUGUGAAAUCAAAGAGAAAACAGUGCUGAGUAUCCGCGGCGCCCAGGAGGAGGAGCCACCAGAUCCCCAGCUCAUGCGCCUGGACAACAUGCUGCUGGCCGAGGGCGUGUCCGGUCCGGAGAAAGGCGGAGGGGCGGCGGCGGGGGUGGCGGGGGCGGCGGCGGUGGCGGCAGCGGCGGCCUCGGGGGGCGCGGAGGCCGCGACCGGGGCGGAGCACACCACGGAGCACUCGGACUACAGGGCGAAGCUGACCCAGAUCAGACAGAUCUACCACACAGAGCUGGAGAAGUACGAGCAGGCGUGUAACGAGUUCACCACCCACGUGAUGAACCUGUUGCGGGAGCAGUCGCGCACGCGGCCGAUUUCGCCCAAAGAGAUCGAGCGCAUGGUGAACAUCAUCCACCGCAAGUUCAGCUCCAUCCAGAUGCAGCUCAAGCAGAGCACCUGCGAGGCCGUCAUGAUCCUGCGCUCACGCUUCCUCGAUGCCAGACGGAAAAGGCGAAACUUCAACAAGCAGGCGACAGAGAUCCUGAACGAGUAUUUUUACUCGCACCUCAGUAACCCCUACCCCAGCGAAGAGGCUAAAGAGGAGCUGGCAAAGAAGUGUGCCAUCACAGUUGCCCAGGUUUCCAACUGGUUUGGGAAUAAAAGAAUCAGAUACAAGAAAAACAUUGGUAAGUUCCAAGAAGAAGCCAACAUGUACGCUGCGAGAACUGCCGUGAAUGCGACUAAUGCGUCCUCACAUGGAAGCCAAGCAAAUUCACCCUCAACUCCAAACUCUGCAGGUUCUGGCGGCUCUUUUAACAUGUCAAACUCCGGGGACUUGUUCAUGAGCGUGCAGUCUCUCAAUGGGGACUCGUACCAGGGGGCUCAGGUGGGAGCCAACGUGCAGUCACAGGUGGAUACCCUUCGCCAUGUUAUCAGUCAGACAGGCGGAUACAGUGAAGGACACACAGCCAACCAGAUGUACAGUCCGCAGGGCAUCAAUGCAAACGGCGGCUGGCAGGAUGCUCCGACCCCCUCGUCGGUGACUUCACCCACAGAAGGACCCGGAAGCAUUCACUCCGACACCUCCAACUGAUCCUCCACCCCUCUCCCUCCUCCUGCUUCCCAGCCCCCCUCCAUCACUGCGACCCCCACUCCCCCGCCUCCUCCCCCAGCCACAUCUCCCAAAACUUAUGCUCAAUCCCCACCAGGACUGGACGUGACGUACUGUUUGUAGUCACGCGGCGGGACGCCGCCGGGGUCCGGGAUGACAUUUGCGGACAAAAUAUUUCACUUUUCCUAUCCGGACCGCCGCGGCGCCGUUAGCAGCCUGCAGAGGGGACUCCCAUCCACAGUUCACAGUUUGUACAGUUUCGAUGUCCAUGUUGCCUCUUUGUAUCUCUCAUAUUAUUAUUAUUAUUAUUAUUAUUAUCGUUAUGUGUUCACGUCGUUAGCAGCGCAACGCCCCCACGUCUUGUAAAUUUAAAAAUGCUUCCACACUACCUCGAUUCGAAAAUAACAACGUGAAUAUUUCUUCGGUUUUACCAAAUUUUAUAAUCAUUGGCGUCACCGCCCUGUCAUGGCACCUCCGUCUCGGUUCACACGUUUCUGUUUGUCAAAGUUCAACCCUGGAGGUGAAUUUUGAUAAUGUUACAUUUUAAUGUCCUUCCAUUUCCCACCCCGUACUUCGUAAAGUAUUGUUUUUAUGUUAGUCCAGUCAUAUUAACUCGUAAUAACUCGAUUAACAUAGUUUGUAUUCAGAACUUCUACAGCAGACAGGGACACAUGAGGCAUUUGAAAUUUCUGCUCAUCUGCAGAACAAUAAUAAAAAGGAUUCACAAUUUUCUCGGAAAGAACUUUAACGCAGACUCUCUCGUGGAGAUAGUUGAAGUUCUGUCACACUUGUUGGCCGCGGCCACGGUAUUCAUAAAAGAUUUGACCCGUAAACACUCAAAUCGACGGCAGCAGGAGCAAUUACGGCACGCCGACGUGCAUUAAAGCACAAUACCGCCUCCUGAUUGGACUCAAAGGGUAACGUUUGUAAAUGACGAAGAGAAAAACAAUACAGGAAUACAUUUUGAAGCUAUAGGAGUGGCGUAUGGAAGAAAGAGAGAGUGCUCAUACAGUAUAUGAUCAGACAUCAGCCGCGUGUGUAUCAGUGAGAGAAAUGUAGCCAAAUACUGCUGGUAACCAAAUCCACAACAAAGAGAAUCACAUUUCAGAUCAUUAAAGGUGCCACGGUGUUGGGAUUGGACACGUUGCGUAUCCUGUCUCUGAAUUCACUUUUCAUUUGUGGAAUUCCAUUUGCGCGAUAACGGCGAGAGCGCGGCGGCAUUGUGAGCAGUGUGUUGCGUUUGCGAGCAUUAAAAAUGAUCCUUAAGAAUUGCUUUCGAUAAAGACUUAGAGCUUAAACAUCAUUUUCUGUGCUCCGGGUGUCAGGCGCUCCCGGCUUGUGGCUCAAAUGGACUUCCACAUGCAGUCAGCGCUGGAAUAAACUUGAGGCUACUUGUCCCGUAAACCCCUGUUCUACGAUAACAAAGAGGAACAGUUUGAGAGAGAACGACAGCGUUUGUGUUUUAAAUGUUUGAGAGUCCAUUCCCUUUUUUUAUUUGAUUUUUAAAUGCCGCUAAAAUAAAACGCCACACCCAUCGACACAAACAAUCCAAAAUGUGAACAGAAAUGUGUGACUUUUGUUGUAUGUACAGUAUAGUAUGUGGUUCAACAUGUAUACGAGAUAUCAUUUGCAUACUUUGAUACCAAAUUUUGACUUUUUAUCCUCCACAUUGGGAUCAGCUUGGAGCUCUUUUCAUAGGAUUUGAUUAUCCGCGGUCCUCAUGUUCUGGUUCUCUGUAUUCAAAGCCCAAGGAAAUGCAGCUGGAAUACAGACGUGUUUAUAUACAUUGAAACGGAAACUUAACACCACGAUGGCACACAAAUCCAUAUUUGUAUGUCUCCAUUUUGUGAGAAAAGUUGUUGUUUUCUUUUGAUAUAACGUUGGCUUCGCUCCAGGAUUAUUUCUUUGUUAAUGCUCCCGUUAUAAGUGAAUUAGCCCAAGAAUGCUCUAUAUACAGUAUGUAGAUAUGCACCUUUACUCUUUUAUAAUUUUAAAUUUGGCAUCUAUUGAAUUUGGACAGAGUUCCUGUUGGAUUCAAGGCUGCAUCCUGGUUGUUAUUUUGUACUAAAGACCAGCGACAGAAGCCCGCCUCCAACGCGGCCCCUGUCCGGACGAAGGGGACCUGAAGGGUCUGCGUUCACAUCGCCUCCUGACAUUGUUUUUUUUUUAUGAGCAUAACUGGACUCCUCUCGGAAAAAACAAAAUUCAAUCCCAACCAGUCGUACAGCCCGAAACAUUUUUUUUAAAUUUAUUUUUAUUUUUUACAGUUGUCACUGUGUUUGUAUUUAUUACACAUGUAUGAAAUCGUGGAGAGCUACUGCGUGGAAAUCAUCCACAGACAUGAUCGCCACAAAUAAAACUCACUUGGAUUAUUCGGAGGGCUCCUCCUCGACUCGCUCAC